UUUACGGAACAGAACAAUAACAUCCAGGGGGAAAUGGCUGACGAUAGCGUUCCAGAUAUAACCAGAUUUCAAAUGUAUUUAUUUGGUUGUACACUCAAAUCGGACAGAAAGGAGUUCAAAGUUGAGGAGGAGGAUGAUGCGGAUCAUCAGCUGUCACUCAAAGCAGUGUGCCUGGGUCCUGAGGCAGAGGAUACGUUUCACACGGUGGAGAUCGAGGGCGUCACAUACGACGGAAAGACCACCAAAAUUCCACUGGCUGUGCUGAAGCCGUCUGUGCUGCCCUCUAUGAGUUUAGGAGGGUUUGGGAUCACCCCUCCAGUAACCUUCCGCCUCCAGUCUGGCUGUGGACCAGUGUACAUCAGUGGACAGCAUUUUAUCAAUGUGAAGGACUCUGAUGACGAAGAAGAGGAAAACAGCUCGUCACCUGUGAAGAGGCCGUCAAGCUUGACCUCAGGGAAGCGUCCAGCUCCGAAGAAACUGAAAAUGGAGUCAAAUGAUGAUGAUGAUAGCGAUGAAGAUGACGACGAUGAUGAUGACGAUGACAACGACGAUGAUAGUGAUGAAGAUGAGAGUGACGUGAAAGUACAGAAGGUCCCAGUCAUACCAACCAUAAAGAAAAGCCCGGAGCCUUUGGGGCAGAAGCCUAAAAGUGUGACAUUGGCGCAGAAUGGCUCACCAGGGAAUCAAGGGGGACCAUUGGCUAAACCUCAAACCAAGACACCAGUGGGAGAAAAAGACAAGAGUCAGAAGGAAAAGUCUGGAGCUGGCCCAUCCAAUGUUCUCACCGUGCCUGAAAUCAAGAGCAAGCUAGCGUCGUUAGCCAAAGAGGGAAAACCUCUUCCGAAGACCGAGGCAAAGUUUGAAAAUUUUGCCAAAAGUUCUUUAAGGAUGUCAGAUAAAAAAGAUGGGUCAGGUCACAGACCAGGCUGUCUUUUUAUUGAUGAGGAAUCCUUUGAGAUGAAUCCAACAGCCUGACAUAUUAAGGCCUCCAUUAAGAACAUGCUGUCAUCAUCGGCAGUUGUUGUGCAGGUGAAAAGUCUUUAGACUGCAAGGUGCGGUCAGGGGAAGCUUGAUCCCAAUGUGUAGAAAACAUCUGUGGAAGUGAUUUGGUUCCGAAGCCAAAGACUCUGGGAUGUGUCAGACUCGAGCACCUAGUCAUUCUUUCUGGUAUGUACUAUUGCCCCCCACCUAACCCCUUGUACCCCUACAUGCUGUCUCAAUUCAUUGUUCCCCAGGCAUGGCAAGGCAAGGCGCACAAAAUACAUUCUUUAGUAAAAAAUCAUAGCUCUCUGCUAUGCAGUAUGUAAUUUGCAUGCAUUAUAAUUAGUUUCUAUCUCUCUCUGUCUCAUACAGGUGGUUAAAGACCUCUGGAACUUUGUACAAACAUUGAAAACAGAGAAGAAAUAAGUAAUUACAUUUCUUACAGUUAUGUUAGAUUUUUUUGUUAUCUCCUCUAUGCUUUCCCCAAGAACAUUGAAGCUCUAAUGUUUUAACCCAUUACUAAGAGCAUCAGGGAAUACAUGUGUAACAAUGCCCCCCCUCUAAAGAAAUGGUGUUAGCCUACUGUUGGUGUCCAUCGGGGAGCCAUAGGCCUUUGCACUAUGUGGAUGUUUUGCAAACUGUUUCAUAUGUUCAAUCAAGUCCCUGCUUAUUAAAGGAAUAGUUCAUACAUGA
Messenger RNA from Oncorhynchus nerka (sockeye salmon), 1674 nucleotides. RefSeq names its product nucleophosmin-like. The transcript has 11 exons. Gene Ontology annotation, biological process: chromatin remodeling; ribosomal large subunit biogenesis; regulation of centrosome duplication. Lineage: Eukaryota; Metazoa; Chordata; Actinopteri; Salmoniformes; Salmonidae. The coding region runs from base 34 to 975 and encodes 313 amino acids. Gene Ontology annotation, molecular function: chromatin binding; RNA binding; histone binding. The record is from RefSeq and is a predicted model, not a curated record. Gene Ontology annotation, cellular component: centrosome; nucleoplasm; cytoplasm.